This is a messenger RNA of Phyllostomus hastatus (greater spear-nosed bat), 1047 nucleotides long. RefSeq names its product POU domain class 5, transcription factor 2 (gene POU5F2). Gene Ontology annotation, biological process: regulation of transcription by RNA polymerase II. Lineage: Eukaryota; Metazoa; Chordata; Mammalia; Chiroptera; Phyllostomidae. The record is from RefSeq and is a predicted model, not a curated record. Gene Ontology annotation, molecular function: RNA polymerase II cis-regulatory region sequence-specific DNA binding; DNA-binding transcription factor activity, RNA polymerase II-specific.
AUGAUAAACUUGAAAAGAGAUGCAGAUGAAGCCAAUUAUGAGGUUAUUACGACAGCACAGUCCCCUCAGCCAAUAAGUGGUGAGUGUGGGCCCAGAAGGCCAAUGCCAUUGUGCAUUGAUGCUCCAAUUUGGUUGAGUGCCCAUGCGGCCCCUGGCAGCCUGAUGGUCUGGCCAAGGAUAUAGAUGGGAUUGCCUUGCAAGCCCCUGGCCAGAGUUGGCGAGAUGGGGGCCUGGUUCCAGAGCCCCUCGGAAGGCACCUUCCAUGGACCCUACAUCAUCCUGCGGUGCUUCCCGAGGUUGGAGCUGCCCAAGGAUGUCUCGGCCAUAGAGAAAGAGAUGGAGCAGCUGGCCAAGGAGCUGAGCCAGAGGAGGAUGACCCUUGGGUACUUACAGGUGAAAGUGGGGUUUGCUCUGGACGCUCUUUUUGGAAAGGUGCUUAGCCGGAAGACCAUCUCCCUCUUCAAGGCCCAGCAGUUCAGCCUUGCCAACAUGUGGAAGCAGCAGCCAAUGCUGAAAAUGUGGCUGGAGCAACUGGACACCAUGAGCCUUUUGGGCUUAUGCAGAAUGGACAUGAUCCUGCAGCAGGCCUGACAGUGGAGACAAGCAACCAGGGAAAGGCACCUUGGGAACAACCUGUAGAAACUAUUCCUGCUGUGGCCCAAGCUCACACCCCAGCAAAUCAGUUGCAUUGCUGGACAGCUCUGGCUACCCAAGGACUUGGUCCAAGUUUUGUUUCAUAACCAAAGCAAGAUGGGAAGUCUGCCAACUAAUGAUUUCUCCCCACCACAGCAGGUGGGGUGCCAGGCUCCUUUCCCAGGGGGAUCAUUGUGCCUUCCCCUAGCAUCGGGGCUUCCUUCCAGCACCCCCCAACUAGAGGGAACCUUACUUUAUAACCUUGCAUUCCUCAUCCCCUUUCCUGAGGGAGGAACCCCUGUCUCUGCCCUGGACACCACUGAGGUUCUCCUGAGGCUUUCCAACUCAGGGGCCUGCCCUUCUGGGAGAGAUAAGCUGGGGAAACUGAUCUCUGGGGUUCACAUCAGCCUUUAG